AUGAACUCUGGAGCCAUGGAAGGUUGGCCGUUCCCAAGCGACUUUCGCGACCCGAGCGAAGCAUGGGAUCUUCAGGGUAAGGUCCUGUUCUUCGCACUCUACACGGGCUUCUGGUCAUGCGUGGUGCUGGCGGUGUUCCUCUACACGCGGCUUCGCAGCCGCUGCAGCUGCCGCAGACGAGCGCGUUCGCCAGUGAAGCGGCAGAGCAAUGGAUUCGGGGAUGUGUCGAAGAUGUCGGAAGCCUUUGGCGAGAUGCCGCCCUUCCCAGAACGCAAGGUCCACGAGCUGUUCCUGGAGCAGGCGAAGCUGACACCGACGGCGACGGCCCUGGUGUUGCCCCACGAGGCAAAGACUGUGGUCACCUACCAGGAGCUGGCAGAAGCCGUCCGGCAGUUGGCCGUCGUGCUCGAACGGCUAGGCGCGAAUGGCGAGAUCGUGGCUUUAUCUUUGCCGCGAAGCAGCGCGCAGGUGGUGUCGAUCCUCGGCGCCUUGCUGGCAGGUGCCGGCUACCUGCCCAUGGACGACACGGGGCCAGAGGCCAGGAAAAGGCUGGUUCUGGAGGACAGCCGCGCCAAGGUGUUGAUCUCCGACGCCAACUCCCAGGAGUGCAAGCAACUUGCCGCAGAUCUCGGGCUCCACUGGGUGGCGAUCUCCUCCUUCGGAAACUUCACCGUCACCGAAGCCCAGCGACCAGCUGUACAGAGCGGCGCUGGCAGCGGCGACACGGGCGACGUGGCCAUGCUGAUCUACACGUCCGGAUCCACCGGAGAGCCCAAGGGCAUCGUCUACGACCACCAGCAUCUCCUGCACGGCGCGUGGUUCUGGGCAGAGGAGCACGGGAUGUCGGAGAGCUCUGUCCAGCUCUUCAAGUCUCCGUACUUCUGGGCAGUCAUGGAGUGGGAGGUCUUCCCAGCCUUGAUCAGGGGUGGCAAACUCGUCGUCGCGAGUGCCGAUGGCCACAAGAGCCCGCAGUACAUGGCCCAAACCAUCGAGAAGUUCCACGUGGACGUGCUCAUGAUCACACCUUCCGUUUUGGACCUGCUCCUGGACGUUGCGCAGGGGUCUUUGAGGGGCCUCCGUGUCAUCACGACCGUGGGUGAGCCUUUGACGUCGCAGCUGGCCAACCGUGUCGCAGGCCACCGUGGGCUGUCGGUGACCCUGCGGAACUUCUACGGUGCAUCCGAGAGCUCAUGCACCGUCUACACGGUGCCCGAACACGGUGUGGACACGGCUCUGUACCCACGGUACGUUCCCGCCGGCACUCCGCAGCCUCACGUCAGCGUGUUCAUUAUGGCCGAGGGCAGCUUCGAGCUGAUGCCUCCGGGGGAAGCUGGCGAGAUCUGCUUCGGAGGCGUGCUGGCUGCGCGCUACUGGCAGCGGCCGGAACUCACGGACGCGAAGUUCGUGCCCACGGAUGACUUCGGGCGAAUCUACCGCACCGGCGACUUGGGCCGCUUCCGGGAGGGAGCUUUGGAGGUGGUCGGGCGCCUGGACCGGCAGCUGAAGGUCAACGGCGUGCGCGUGGAGCCCGGCGAGAUCGAGGCCGUGCUGAUGAAGUUUGAGCCACAGGAGACGCAGCAGGAGGACGCUGAGAUGGGCUGCCUGCUGCCCGUCGCGAAGGCGGCCGUGUGCUGUGCAGAUCCGCCGCAACUCGUGGCCUUCGUGGAGCCGCGGAAGGAGGCGACGAUCCGCGCGAAUGAGCUUAUGGAGCACUGCCGCAAGGAGCUCAUGCCCGCCUACCUGCCCAAGCUCGUUGUCGUCCUCGACGCAGGUUUGCCGGUGCUUCCAAACGGCAAGGUGAACUACAAGUCCUUGAAGGAGAUGGCCGACAAGGAAGCCUCCCAGGCACAGGAGACCGUCAUGGACUCGCUUGGGCAGAUGAAGUCCAUGUCCCGAGCGGCCAUCCUCGAGAACGCGGUGAUCCACCGCUGCUACGCCUUCUGGAUGCUGGGCGUCCUCACGGAUCACUACGCCUGGUGUGCCAUGAGCACGGACCCCAAGGACCCCACUGGGAUGCGGUCCCUGCCCUUCUGCACUGCCUUGGCCUCCUGGAACGUCGCCCCGUGGGCGGAGGCUCUCGUGCGCUCCCUCGGCAACGACCAGGCGAGCGGGGACCUCUUUGGCUUCAUCAUGCUGGGCGCCUACCAGGACUCACGGCCCCAGGGCGGCGAGGCGCGCAAGCGGGCACGGCUGGGCUGGCCGGACCUCUUCGUUUUCGCCGUGUACCUGUUCAUGGCCAUGCCGCUUCCGCAGAUCUUUCGGGGCAUCACGGGAGGUUGGGCGUAUCCGGACAGGACCUGGCAGACCUUCAACGUCACACAGGGCACCAACGGAUGGGACCAGGUCUACAUGCAAAACUCUGAUGCCACAGCGGGACAUCGGUGGUAUCUUCAGAUGAUCUUGUGCGCCAAGCUCUACCUCGUGAUCUGCGACAGCCUUUGCCUGCCGCCAUUCCUCCAGGUGCUGGUUGCUGCGCUUGGCAGCUUCUUUGGUCCAGUGAAUGCCGGCAAUGCGUGCCAAGCAGGAGUGCCCAGCUUUGCUGUGUACUGGCUGCUGGGCGGUCUGCUGAUGGCUCUCUUCCACUACCCCAACCAGCUCCUGGAGAGCGGCGAGAAGGGCUUCUGGCUGACGCCGAUCUUGGAGGUGGCGGUCACCACGCUUCAGCCGGUGCUCUUCGCGCUCGGCACGGUGUACUGGCCCGUCAAGGCCAGCUUCUGGGGCAACAGCACACUCGGCUGCUACGUGAUCCACUUCCUCUUCAGAGAUCGCAUGACGGAAGUCAUCCAGAUGAUGAUCCCCAUGCUUAGCUGGGAUCUGACAGGUCUCCUCCUGCCUUUGGCGAUCGUCGUCCUGUGCCUAGCGUUCAUGUCCACCGUGGGUCCGGUCGGGCACUACAUUCUCAUCGCCCCGCAAUUCCUUGCAAGUUUCGUGAGGCGGCGGCUCUGCAGGAAGUCCUAA
Messenger RNA from Symbiodinium sp. CCMP2592, 2958 nucleotides. The record is from the annotation of a GenBank genome assembly. Lineage: Eukaryota; Dinophyceae; Suessiales; Symbiodiniaceae.